Messenger RNA from Lampris incognitus (smalleye Pacific opah), 741 nucleotides. It is a transcript of the gene cfap299, whose product is annotated as cilia and flagella associated protein 299. Lineage: Eukaryota; Metazoa; Chordata; Actinopteri; Lampriformes; Lampridae. The transcript has 6 exons. Bases 1 to 741 code for a protein of 246 amino acids. The record is from RefSeq and is a predicted model, not a curated record.
AUGGCGGGGGACAACGUAGGAGACGACAACGCAACAGUUUCGCUCGAUUUCUUUAACCAGUUCGUCACAUACGAGGAUUUUCUCGACUACCACAUCACCAAUGUGGAUUUAUAUUACUUGAAGGAUAAGUACUUGGCCCGCCAGCUAGUGGAACUUGGCCACCUGAGCAGUGGCAGUGUAAUGACCAGGGAGGAGUUUGAGGCAAGGAAAGCAGCUGCAGCAGCCUCGAGUCUGUCCAAAAGCAACCAGCAGAAGACACUGGCAAGUGCAGGAAAAGAACUCACAGAUAACUUCCUGAGAGCCCUGGCAGAGCGAGAGGAGGCCAACCGCAGUGGGAAAAUGAAUACAAUUAUUUUCAUAAGGGACUACAACAGCAUUGGACAGGAAGUAUCUGCCUAUAUAGACUGCGCCCAAAGGCUCAGAACUGAAGAUUUUGAACCAUACUUCAGUGGAAAGAAGAGGCUUAUGCCAAGACGAUCGGAUUUAAGCUUCUACAACUGGAAGACCAAGAUGAGCAUGUCCAACUCCAGUGCCAACUACGAGGUGGUAACCAAUAACCCCAGUGGUCUCCUCUUCAGGAACAAGACAGACGGAAAGGACCUGCAUGUUGAUCCCUGGGGGACACCUGGGGAAAACUCGACCCGGACGCCUCUGCAGUCACAUCUCUACGUCCAAGUGGUCCUCUAUGACCACUCCGUCAGGACGACCGAGGCCUCGGGAGCAGACACACACUGCAAUUAA